AUGGUGAAGCGAAAGAGAGAGGUGACAACCCACGAUGACGACCUGCUCAUCGAUGAGCCAAUCGCUAGGCGGACACGCUCCCACAAAGCCUCUGUCCAUGGAGAAUCUGUCAUCACGACGAGCCCCGCCGCCCCAGCGAUUCCCGCUGUCGCUGGUCCACCUUCAGAUGGUCGCUCCGCAAAGGAGACCUCGCCCGAAGAACACAAGGACGACAUGAGAUCAAGCUCAAGCUUGAGCUCUAUGCUCUCCAUACCAGAUCCUGGCACGUUGAAUGUGGGCCCGCCAGCACCUGACCCCAGCGUUCCUCUGCCUACCUCAACGGAAGUGCGAAACGUACCUACGCCAGCCGUCGAUGUCGUGGAGGAGCAGAUGCGUAGCGACACGACUUCGCAGGCCCGCGCCAAUGACAGAGUUGACCCUGUCCUCACCGCAUCGGUGAUCUCAGUCCAAGAAGUAGAGGGUGCCAGUACAGACGCUAGGUCAUCGGGUGCAAGGGUCUGCCAGACUCAACAAGAUUCGACCAGUGGCCAGUCUCCCGUGGGAACCACAUCCGAUAAUCACGACAAUCCCCCAGCAGUUCCACCAACCAGGAGCUUGAACAUCCAUAACGAACCCAACGGGGUUCCUGAACAUGACCCUGCUCAACUGGCCGAUGUCUCGUUACAGUGGUAUGAGCCUGGUUCCGCCUUCAAUGAACCACUUGAAAGCUACAAGCCCGGAGGUUUGCCUGCCAUGGACCUGGGAACUGUGCUCGCCGGUAAAUACAAAGUAUUGCACAAGCUCGGUUGGGGCUCGUCGUGCACUGUAUGGCUCUGCAGAGACACUGAUCAGCAUCGAUAUGUCGCGGUAAAAAUGUUUCGAGAGGACCGAUCUGGUGAUAAUGCCGUCGCUGAACUGCGAAGACACGAUCGCCUGAGGCUAGCACUUUCUCCAGAAGACGCCGAACGAUAUCUUGUUCCUAUGUAUGAAGCCUUUCACUCCACUCACCACCACAACAACUCACGUCGCUUUAACAUCGUCAUGGGGCUUACUGGACCGACCUUGGAUUUUCUCAGGCGCCACUCGCUGGCUGUGAGGCCUGACUACGCUCGAGCGCUCGCACGUCAGCUUACGGAAGCAAUGGCCGUGUUCCAUAAGGUGGGGCUGGUAUGGGCCGACGUCAAUUCAAGUAAUAUUGCCCUCAAGCUUCGCAACUUUGAUCACUGGACCGAAGAAGAACUUUUUGAGAAUCUCGGCCGACCAUCUGGAAAAUAUGUGACUGUCAGACCAGGAUUUGAGCGCGCAGCUGCAAUGUGGGCACCUGAGAUACUUUUCGACUCGAUCGAUUUCUCAAAAGACACAGCCCUCGGGCUGUUGCUGCCGGAGAUACAGUGCAUAGACUUUGGCAACAGCUAUUUUCUCGGCGACGAUAACAUCGGACCCCGUGGAGGACCUGCCCAAAUGAUACGUUUCAGAGACUCAGAGGGACUGUGGUACAGGUCGAAAGCCGAACAGGUAUCAGAUCUAUGGGCGUUGGCCAUUAUCAUUUUCGAAUUGCGCUCCUGCGAAAAGCUAUUCGAACAACGAAAUGGCAUAGAUCAGUCGGGCCUCAACGAUUGGGAGAUGAGAGCUGCUGUGACCACCGCUGUUGGCCCCAUGCCAGAGGACUGGUGGCGGAUGCAGCUAGGCGAUACCGGUGAUGACCCUUUCCUGGUUGGACGUCGAAUUCAGAUUCUCGACAAUGGGACCGACCAAGAUUUCUUCUACGUUGCGCCGUGGAUCAGGCGCAGCGACGAACGGCUUGCGAAAGCAAACCGGCUCGGCAAAGCCUCCCCUCCGCUUCUGUGGCGAAAGACACGACGUCUGAUGCUGCAAUUGUACAGAUACUUGCGGCAUUCUGCCAAAAGGCUCUGCGUACAAGCACUGGUGAAACGUCUGAUAUACGCUCUCGAGAAACUGCCCUUUCGCUGCAGAUGCAAUCGUUGUAUCAAGCUGCCACCUCGCCAGCCAUACUGGGCUUCAAGAAAAUUUGAGCCCGAUCAGUUCGGUAUGCGUAUUGGGCCAGACUUCACCGUUGGGGACGUUGUCUUGGGGUGGCGGAUCGCCAGGAUAGGGCGCUAUGGUGAUCUCUCGAUUGAGCUCUCAGAAAGUGAUGGCUCUGUGGCUGACCAGACGAGCAAGUCAACAGAUCAAGAUGACAAUGACGGCGCCACCAAUAGCCAUCGUGACCAUGAACGCGCUACGCAUGGCGAGAAUGAGCCACUCAUAGACGCCGGGAGCAGCCGCAACAGUUUUCACCGCAAUGAUAGCAACGAAGACGCUGGCAACGACGGCGACAGGAAAGGCGAUGACGGCAACAACAACAUCGACGACGACAGCCUCUCUGGACCCACUGACUCCCUCCCCUGGCCGCACGCCCUUGACCAGGACGAAGCGCGAGACUUUGAGGACUUGCUCCUGUGUAUGCUGACCUGGUACCGGCGAGACAGAGCUACAAUUGACGAGAUCCUGAAGGAGCCAUGGCUUGACAUUGAGCAUUGGGAUUACGUUGAUGAUGAAGGCAGAACUGCCGAGGAAGUAGAACAACCUUGGAUUCAGCGCUGUAAACCACCGCCUGAAUUCGAAGAGUACUGUGGACAUCUCGAUCCUCUGGAGGAACCCGAGUACGAAAUUGAAUACAGUGAAACGUGA
Messenger RNA from Cyphellophora attinorum, 2670 nucleotides. RefSeq lists its product as uncharacterized. Gene Ontology annotation, molecular function: transcription coactivator activity; ATP binding; protein serine/threonine kinase activity. Gene Ontology annotation, cellular component: nucleus. Bases 1 to 2670 code for a protein of 889 amino acids. The record is from RefSeq and is a predicted model, not a curated record. The transcript is spliced from 2 exons. NCBI's taxonomy places the organism in Eukaryota, Fungi, Ascomycota, Eurotiomycetes, Chaetothyriales, Cyphellophoraceae. Gene Ontology annotation, biological process: peptidyl-serine phosphorylation; positive regulation of DNA-templated transcription; peptidyl-threonine phosphorylation.